AUGUCUGCAGACGCCAAAGCGCAAGAACAGCCCGUCAAGAGAGUUCUCCAAACCGUUGGCUUUGACGCCCGGUUCCCCAACCAGAAUCAGACUAAACACUGUUUCCAAUCGUAUAUCGAUUACCACAAAUGCAUCAAUGCCAAAGGCGAGGACUUUGCCCCCUGCAAGCAAUUUUCCAGAGCAUACAAGUCUCUCUGCCCCAAUGACUGGAUUUCUCGCUUUGAUGAGCAACGUGAAGCUGGAACAUUCCCUGCAUCGCUCGAGCCGUGA
Serendipita indica DSM 11827 is the source of this 270-nucleotide messenger RNA. The record is from the annotation of a GenBank genome assembly. Lineage: Eukaryota; Fungi; Basidiomycota; Agaricomycetes; Sebacinales; Serendipitaceae.